Messenger RNA from Sarcophilus harrisii (Tasmanian devil), 5494 nucleotides. RefSeq names its product CCHC-type zinc finger nucleic acid binding protein (gene CNBP). The record is from RefSeq and is a predicted model, not a curated record. Lineage: Eukaryota; Metazoa; Chordata; Mammalia; Dasyuromorphia; Dasyuridae. Gene Ontology annotation, biological process: positive regulation of cytoplasmic translation. The transcript has 5 exons. Gene Ontology annotation, molecular function: mRNA binding; zinc ion binding; translation regulator activity. The coding region runs from base 290 to 715 and encodes 141 amino acids. Gene Ontology annotation, cellular component: cytoplasm.
CGAGGUGGAAGAAGGCGUUGGAGGGGGGGAGUCUUCUUUCCCUUCGGACGGCGCUGAUUGGGCCUCCGGAAUCCGGGCGCUGAUUGGCCGCGUGGGCGAGGCGGAGGGGCCGUGCGCAACGGCGUGUGUGGGGCCGUGUGCAGAUCCGCGUGUGGCGCAGGCUAGGACCCCGAAAAUAAACAGCCGCUACCACCGCUGCUGUCCCUCUACUCUUCUCGGGAACUGAAGCGUCCGAACCCGCUACCGCCGCGGGCCCUCUCCGACGUCUUAGAAGAUCUUAAGUGCAACAAUGAGCAGCAACGAGUGUUUCAAGUGUGGACGCUCUGGCCAUUGGGCCCGAGAAUGCCCGACUGGAGGAGGCCGUGGCCGAGGAAUGCGGAGCCGUGGAAGAGGUGGUUUUACCUCAGCGCGAGGUUUCCAGUUUGUUUCUUCAUCUCUUCCAGACAUCUGUUACCGUUGUGGUGAGUCUGGUCAUCUUGCCAAGGAUUGUGAUCUUCAGGAGGAUGAAGCCUGCUAUAACUGCGGUAGAGGUGGCCACAUUGCCAAGGACUGCAAGGAACCGAAGCGGGAGAGAGAGCAGUGCUGCUACAACUGUGGCAAACCCGGCCACUUGGCUCGCGACUGUGACCAUGCAGAUGAGCAGAAGUGCUAUUCAUGUGGAGAGUUUGGGCACAUUCAGAAAGAUUGCACCAAAGUGAAAUGCUAUAGGUGGUAGGUCAAGAACUUCACUCGUGCCCCAAAGAAUUAAUGUGACCUUCAGCAACGAAAGGCUUCGGUGAUGGAAUUAACUUACUGACUUGACGAAUUGGUUACAUCUAAGGCAAAUAAUGCACCAAGGACUCAUGAUAGGUUUGUGCUUUCAGGAACCCAAUUCAGCAUUAGAAAAUGAGACCUCUGGAUCAACAGAGUACUUCAAUUUGGCACCUUUCAAAACAUAUUCACUUAAAAUUUAAAAAAUAUAGGGGUUUGGAUCAGAUUUUUUUUUUUUUUUUUUUUUUGGGGGGGGGGAAAUACUUCGCUUGCGGGGAUCUCUUAAUUACAGGUGUGCUGGCAAUCUUAAACUACCCCAAAUCUGUCUUGAAAGGCAUUUUGUGCCAAAAGAACUAUAUUUGUAUAUCUCAGUCUUCCGGUUUGGGAGGAGGUAUGGAAUAGAUCUUCUCUGGCUGCCUUUUCUUUUUGACUUUGCAGCUGCUUUGUAACUAUUCCUUAAGCUAUCUUCUUACUAUUUCCUGCCCUGGAAUAGUUUUCUUAGCUGAGUUCUUUGUAUAUUGCUUUUCUUUGAUUGCCAACUCCCUCUGCCCCAUCUUUCAUAUUACCCUCCACCCCCCAAAUUUUUUUUUUUUUUCAGAAUGUGGCUACUUUGAACAUUAUUCCAAGAUGAAAAAAAAAAUUACUCAUGCAAUUCUUUUGAGAAAAGACAUUAAAAAGUCCAAAGUUGGAUGGUAAAAAAUAAAAGGCAAAUGUUAGCUUUCUAAUUGCAAAAUGCUCCCUGUGCCUUAGGACUAAGAUUUUAUGGAUAGAAAUGAAAUUUAAAUAUUGCAUUGAAAAUUUUUCUCAAAAAUUCAGAAUAUCCUUCUGUGUGAGUACUAUAGAUCAGAGUUGACGCAGAAGGCAAAUUAAGCUUCAUGUGAACAUACUCCAGGAACAAAUUUUUUUAACUUUUUUUUUUUUGAAUCCAUGUACAAAUCUUGAUGAAAUAAAUCCUUUAUAAUUCAGGUUUGUGCUAUAUAACAAAGAUGUUAAUUAAUGUUUUACAUAUAACUGAGAAAGUAAUUAUACCACCCAUGAAAUUAAAAAAAAGUUUAAAAAUAAUUUAAAUGCAUGAUGUUUUGUGGUAGUAACUAUUCAAUAGGAAUUUAAUGACAUGUUAACAAUUGUAUUUCUUUACUUGAAAUUUGGUCCCAGGAAAGUUUUAAGGUUAUGCCCACUUGUUAGACUGGGUGGAUUAUAUAUGUUUUCUAUUGUUGCCACAGAAAGUUGCUGGAAAAAUUUAAUAUUUUAUUUUCUCAUUAAGGCAAUGCUGAAGAACUUUGCAGCAAAUAGUGAUAAUAGUAUAUCCUAAAAACAAAGUUGUAGUCAUGCUUUAUAGAUACAAUUAUUGGUCCCUGAAAAAGAUUAAGAUUUUUUUAAUAACAAAGAUUACCAAUAAUAAACAUUAUUAGUAAUAAACAUAAUUACUAAAGAUAGUAAUAUGUUCCCGUGCCUAAAGAUGGAAAUAAGCAUGAUCUACAUUGAUUAUCCAGGGAAUUCUAAAUAGAGAUUUAAGUAUGCAUUGAUGUUUUGAUUGCUGUUGCCAACUUUUUUAAACUUAAAAUGAUAGCUUUAGUUUUCCUUGCUUUGGAAAAAAGUCCUUGUAAAGGUUAGUUGUAUGACCCUGGCAAUUUUAACUGAUGCAUUUCACUAUGUUGACCUUGAAAAUCAUUUCACUGUCUAAAUAGUUCAUUUCAAAUUGCUUGUUAAAUAUUUGUGGAUGGUAUUCCACAAAAUUUUAAAAGAAUUUUAAUUUGACCAAAUUUGGUAUCAUCAGAAAAGUGCUGUUUAACAUGAGCUCAUAUUGUUUUGCUAUAGCCAAGUCUGUACCAGCUUUCAGAGGAAGCCUGCAGAAAGAAAAAUGUUGUGUAGACAAUUUUGUAUUUGAUGAUACGUCAUGUUAAUUCUCUUGAAUAGAGACCAAAAGGCCUGUAAUAACUUAAUCCAUCCUAAAACUAGUCCAAUCCUGUUUUUCUGAUAGGGAAAUAAUCUCAGCCUGGUUAGCUGAUUUAUUUGCUCAAAGCCUUUGGAGCCCUCUGGAUUAGAAAAGAUGAGCAUUCUAUCACUGUUUUGCAUUGUUUAAAAUUUGGACCAUGGACUUCAGCUAACAUUUAUCUUAAACUUGAUUCUCACAGUCCAUGUAUUUGUGACUUUUGACAUGAAAGGAGUAUAUUGCCAGAGACAUGAAGGCUUGUGUGUAUGCAGGGUCUUAUUUUCUUAAGUAUGCUGAAAGUCUCAGUGUAUCUAUAAAUACUUUUUUUACUUUUAAAAAAAGUUUUUGAGUAUUAAUUGUACAUGGCCCCUGAAGGAAAAAAUACUGGCAUGUUACAUUAAAUGGCAGUGAGUUAGCCUCAUUAUUCAGUAACUUAGAGAUACAUUACAAUAAAAGUCCCAACCAAAAGAACUCUGCCCAAAAAUGAACAACCAUUGUAAUAGUUGUAUUAGUAUCCAUUGGUUAAGAAAAGACUUCUGACACUACCAAUGCCUCUGUGUCUUAUUAUAAUAUCUUUGGAUGUUGGAUAUGUUUGUGCAAUUCAGAUUGUAACCUAUUGAUUGAUAACUUUCUCAUCCUGUGUACUAUAUGUCCAUGCAUUCCUUUCAGUCCUCCACAGGACGUCCACCCAUGUCCUGGAGACGUUAGAUAGAUGGCUUUCAUUACUACAUAUGGCUUUUGAUUGCUCUUAAGAUUGACCCAUCCCUUUUCUGGUCAUAUCUCUUGAUACUUGGUUUGUGUGUGCAAUGUCGUUGGUCACAUACUGAAGCCUGUUCAGGAAAGGCCACCAAGCAUUUCCUUAGUGCCCUUUGGGUGACCAGUAAUUGAUACCUCAGGGAUUGUGGUAAUUCAUUAUUUACAUCCAAAUAGCAUUGCCAGAAGAAAGAAUAUACAUGUUUUGUUGUUUUUUUAAGUGAGAUUUUGUAUAAAGAGAAUGGUUGUUAAAAGUGCUGCCCAUUUUCUGAAAGGCAAAACAAGUGCCUUCUUCAAUUCUUAGCCCAACUCAUUGUUCAUCUGCAGUUCCAUCAGCAGCAGUUGUGUGGGGCGUCCAUCUAAUUGCAUGUCAAAGAUGGAAUGUCUACAUGAUUAUCCUGCAGGGGUAGUUAGGCCAAAAUUGAGUAGUUGUAGAUUUCACUUAGCAAAGUGCGAUAAUUUCCAUUUGCAAACAGCAUCCUUGGGGAGCAGCAUACAUUUUCCUGUUUUAUGUCUAUUGGUAAUAAUCAGAGGAGCAUAAAGUUAUCUCUGAGAAACAAAUCUUAUAUGCUCUAACCCACAUGUGUGAUGUUUGGAAUGGAAACUUAAGGGCUGGCUGUUCUACCAAGUAAAGUUGCCACUUCAUCCUUGCACCACCUGAAUUGUAUGAUUGAAGAUGUGGUCUCUGCUAGAACAUGACUCUUGAGUCUAGCUGUUGUGAUAUUUUCCUCAAUAGGUAUCCUGGAUGUGUGUAUAAGUUGUCUCAAAAGAUUUUGUAGAGACAAGAAAGGAUGAGUUGGUUAUAUUUUCACUAUCACCUGGUUUUUGUUUUUUGUUUUUUUUUUGGCAGUUAUGUAUUUUUUUUUUAAUCAUUAUUUUUCCUUGCUUGAGAUGUCUUGAAUCAUUUUUAUGCCCUAAUAAUUGUACAAGUUGCCUUCAGCACAGAUAACUUCUGUGUAUAUUGGCCUGUUACAUUAUCUAUAAUCCAUCAAAUGGCAUUCCUUAAUUGUUAAUAAAGUUGUCAAACUUUCUAUACACCAAUUUUUUUCUAUGGCCUCUCACUAUUCUAAGAUGUUUACCAUCCUGCAACACAAGAUUUUGUUAGAUCAGUUUGUGCUUACAAAUUGUUGUGUCCCUAAGCUACAAUUUUUUGAUCGACAAAGGAGGACUAGAAGCUGCCUGAAGCAGUUUUCAAGUUCAGCAAUUAAAUGGUGCUGGUCUAUGUUGAUAUAUUUUGUUAUAUUACAGUGUAAAAUGCUUAUUUAAGUAGGUUAGGUUAGUUAUUUUUAUUGGGAUCUUCUCAUUUUUUAUUCUCAGUAGCUGCCAUUUUUUGAUACAUUUUCUGACAGCUAUUAUGUUCACUUUUGCAUUGAAAUCUAGUAUUUAUACAUUUGUUUAAUUUGGAAGGUCUUAAAUCAGUCAUUUCUCUACCAUCUCCUUUUAAACAAAGUAUAAGUUUUUUUUGCUUGUCCAUGAGUCUCUGGCAAGUGAGAUCACCAAAAGUAUGCCAAGAAAUUGUUUCUUCUUUUGGGAUACAUUAUGAAGCUAUCUCUGCAAUUUUUUUUUAAUCUUAGUUUUAGCUCCCAGUUUUAUUUACAAGAAUUUCAAUGUUGAUGUGAUUCUCCCCUUCUUCCCCCAGUUUUUCACAUAAUAGGUAGUCUUGAUAAUAGGACUAGUGUCCCACUUUUAAUAACAAAAGUUAAAUCAAUGUUUAUAGAUAACCCCACCUUUUUUCUUUCCCAUCGUUCUUGUUAAUGUCCCUAAAGGAACAAAUGAGGGCAAAAGAAUUGAGUCUCUUUGUAUUUUUCAUGGUGGAACCUAUUAUAGCUCAUUUGCUUUAAGGCUGUUGUAAAACACGUCAGUGGGAAAAUACAUGAUCAUAAAAAGUUUAUGAAUCCGAUAACACUUUCAAAAUUAAUUUGCAUUUUAUUAAUCAACAUCUGUGUAACUUUCCUAAGUAAUAACAUUGUAAAAGAUAUGUUCAUCAUACAGAAGAUGUGUUUGCUGCUUAUACUGGUCACCCGCUUAUUUUGUUGGAAAUAAAGAUGAAAGUGAUAA